UGGAGAACACAUGCGCUCAGGCAACAAUCCUUACGCACUUGGCGAUAUCUAUCGAACGUCACUACGUCAUAUGUAAACCACUGAAGGCCAGCUAUCGGUGCACGGCCCGUCGGACCAUCAUCAUGUGCAGUGUCGUUUGGUUCGUGGCCACUAUUAGUAGCGUACCUCACAUCAUUUUAUCAAAACACAUUCCCUGCGUCGAUUCAACUGGUGAUAUAAGGUACACUUGUACCUUUUCUUUCGACAAGGUCUACUUUUCAGUAACUUAUUUCAUCUCUGUUCCCGUUCUGUUUUUCUUCUGUCCAGUUAUUUUUCUCUCGGUUAUUUAUGCUAAAGUUGGUUUAACCUUAAGAAGACAUGACGAGUUUAUUGCUUCUAUGAGAGAACAAAAGCUUUUUAAGGAUACAAAGGGUUACACUGAUGAUAGUAAUGUUAGAAAAGAUACGAGGGAAAUGACCGUAUUUCUUGGGUUUCGAAUGAUGGGCAUUUGUGGAGUUGACGGCUAUGCGUCUGCAAAUAACGCACCCAACACGUGUCGAAGAUUAAGUAGAGAAAAGCUGAUUCGAGAUGAAACACACGCCAACACUAACGGCAAUGGAAAUGUGAAGUCCAAUAACUUAAGGAAAAAUAAUGUUUGCAGUGAUAUCGAUACGUUACCUGAAUAUCCGUCCAACGAAACAUCUUCUUCGGACAGAAGAUUUUCUCAAGUUAGCGCCAGCGCGCAGACGAUAGUAAAGGCCAAUCCGGAAUCUUCAUCUUCGCUUGCAAAACUAACGAGACCCAACGCUUACAAAACACCCUCGAACGUGUCCUACCAGCGUCAGCACCACAUCCGAAUUGUUUUCAUGUUAAUCUGCGUGGUCAUUUCUUUCUUCAUAUGCUGGUUGCCAUUUCGUAUACUCAAUUUAUGGGUCUUAAUCAGUCCUACAACCAUGAUACCGGCAGUGGGCAUUUCAGGUUUUUAUGGAAUCGUCAUAUUUGCACGGGUCAUGAUCUAUUUAAACUCUGCCAUUAACCCUAUAUUGUACAACGCAAUUUCUUCAAAAUUUAGGGCAGCUUUUAGAGCGGUGUGUUGUGGAAAACCAAGAAACAAUCGUAGACGAAGUCGCUACCUUCGUUCGACGUCGUCAUUUCCAUCGAAUCCGCAAAGCAGAAGGAGUCAAGUAGACCAGGUUUAAAUAAGCUACUGUUGUCAUCCAGACUCGUCAAAUGUUAGCGCAUUUGUAUGACUUAACUUUGACAGAGAGAAUUCAUUAUAAUAAGAUAAAUAUAUGCGACGUAUCACCAACAUUUGUUAUUCACGGGGAUUUGUUUGUCGCAUUACAUUGUGGUAGCUAUACUAUGUAUAUAUUUAGCUGUAACUAGCCAAGUGAUGAUGAUGAUUUCCAAAAAUGUAAAGUAUACUUAUUCUUACAAUGCUAAUAAUUGGUAUAUUGCUACAAUCAUAAUUGUUAUUAUUUUUUAAGAAAACGAUUAAAUUGUAAUUGUAAUUAAAGAUUGCCUUCAUCAUCAUCGACAUUAUCAUCACUUCCAAUGUCGUUAUCAUUAUUAUCACCAUUAUCACAUGUCAUUGAUGUUACCGCUAUUACCAUUUCGCUCUAGUUCCAGUCUCCCUAAUCUUCGUUUGUUUUACUUCGUAAUUCUCGUUAUUAUGAUUUUAAUUUUGUUUUUCAUGUAUAUGUUUCUUUAUAAUUGUUUAAAUAAUGAUUUACUUUAUAAUUUCAACACCCAGUUCUCAGUUUAUUAUCUUACUUUGACAAUGACGAAAAAUUGUUCUGUUUUACUAAGACAUAGGAAGUAUAGUUCUUCAUGUUUCUUUAUCUCACCUAUCUUAUCGUUACUAAAAUGUUUUUAUCGACUGUUGUAAACUUUAAACAUAGGCCUAGUAUGCCAUUAAUGAGUUCGCUAUAUGAGAACACCUGUUCCUUUAAUAAUUAUAUACAUUUUCUAAUACGAUACCUUUAAUUAUUCUUUUGAGUUGUUAAUUAAACAUCAAUUUCCAUUGUGAUUACGUUGCUUCUCAGGCUAAUAAGAUUCUCUAUCAAUUAAAUCUCUAAGUUUUUGGAAUGGAGUUCUUUUGGUCGAAACCCAAGUAAUGUAAAUUUGCAUGACCAGUCCUCAUUUAGAAAGUAAGCACUUUUCAAUACGACUCUACAGCUUCUUAUAUCGACAUCAUUCUUACACACUUUGUCGAUAUACGGCCAUCACAUCGUUUUUUAAUAUAUUUUCUUCUGACUGCUAACGUUUUCAUGUAAUUUUCCAGUGAAUCCUGACUGGCUUUUUUUUUUAUCUCGAUAUAAUUUCUGAUAUUUUGUAUUAUUUUGUAUCAUAUCUGUACUGAUUCUCAAGGUAUUUAUUCAUGUUAUUCCUCACGUUAUACUUUCCUUGUUGUUGACGGUCUUAUUAUUCUUGGGAAUCUUAACAUUAAAAAUAAUAUUUUAUAAUUCACUUCACUUUUGUUUUUGAUAAUUAGGCCUAGGCCUAUUCAUGAUUAUUUAUGUUGUGUUUAAUAUUCCUCCCGUUGUUUCCUGACAUAACAACAAAUAUUAACCUUUAUCUGAUUUUUGAAGUCUCACGGAGUUUGAUAUAUUUUCUUCCACCUCGUGACGUUAAACGCCUAGUCCUAUUAUUAUAUUAUCCGUUGAUUCUUCAUAUUGUAUAUAAAUCCAUUGUAUAUUAAUCAAUUCUUAUUAGGCCUAUUCAUAUUAACUCAUAAAAAUGGCAUUCUUUUACUGUGGUUAAAACUCCAUUGCACUGGACUUUAUUGAACGAAAGCAUUUGCAAGUUACUAGGCACAGAUCAAAACCUAUCUGUCUCUAGAGUACGGUAUGCAUUGAGCGCCAUUGAAAACGUAUGCCACAGUAUGUUAAGACCUGACACUUAUUACCAAUAAUUGAUAGAGGGGUUAAACUACAAAUCUAUAUAGCUUCCGACCAAUUUGCCGCUUCCACUUUGACGAAAUCCUGUUAGCCGAAUACCAGUUUGCUGAUAUUAACAUCAUGAAACCCAGUUUGGCUAAACCCUGUUUGCCGAAUAUCGCCUCACUCUGCUAAAACGGUAUAUCGACGGCCCAUUAUCGCCAACGCCGUUGAACAAGGAGGUAGAGCAUCCUAAUUUGCUUAUCAUGAUGGGUGGCUCUGGACGUAGUUGUGUCUCCAAAAGUUCACAGACAGGGGCCGCCUAGAACCUCGGUGACUGGAGUAACAUCCCUAGUAGUUUAGGAUGACAACAUUGGCAAACACAAUUAUUUUAAUUUGAUAGGCAUUGUUCUUUAGUCCGACGACCUUUGCCGUAACAAAGUGAGAUUCGGGAAACUUGGUUUUACAAUUUGAGUCGGCAAUCUGACAUUCGGUGAAUUGAAUUUCGGUAAUCUAACCAGAUAGUAACAUAAUUACCGCCAUAAUGUAAUAAGAACAGAAGUCAUAAACAAGGCAUAAUGUGUUAACUAGAUGAUGACAAGUUUAAUAAUAACUACCAUGGUUGUACCUUGGUAAAGAGUUAUAUAUAUAAGAGUAGCAAUGCUAAUAAUGACAGUUAUCAUUAGCCCUAUAAUACAAUUCAUAAUCGAGAUUAUUGUUAACUACAGUGAUGAUAAAAAGGAAAUUCCGUCGACCAUUAUUCUACCAAAGUCAUAACUACCAUAAGGGUAAAAUGCUUAUAGUCGUAGUGCUAGCUACCACGACGUACACCGUUAUGCCUGAACAAGGCUAGGAAGUCUAAUGAUAAACUGCAGUACAAUGGUGAUAACUAGACAGUGAUAAUUAUCAUGAUUUUACCUUGAAUAAUAAUAACUACUGUAAGGGUAACAAUGCUAAUUUUAGUGAUAGCUACCAUAAUGGUACCGUACCGUAAAGGUAACAAGGCUGCGACAACUACAAAUAUGGCUGCUUGCUAAUACGAAAAUGAACAAACCAUAUAUACAUAUAUUAUUAUUAUUAUUAUUAUUAUUAUUAU
Messenger RNA from Anneissia japonica, 3954 nucleotides. Its product is annotated as 5-hydroxytryptamine receptor-like. The transcript has a single exon. The record is from RefSeq and is a predicted model, not a curated record. Gene Ontology annotation, molecular function: G protein-coupled receptor activity. Lineage: Eukaryota; Metazoa; Echinodermata; Crinoidea; Comatulida; Comatulidae. The coding region runs from base 123 to 1178 and encodes 351 amino acids. Gene Ontology annotation, biological process: G protein-coupled receptor signaling pathway. Gene Ontology annotation, cellular component: plasma membrane.